AUCGAUGAGAGGAAGCAUUACUACCAUUGCUUUAUACAAUGAGCUGCUUCAAGUUUUGUCUACCUCUUCACUCCACAAGCCUCACAUCAAACAGCUUGUUGGAGGAGUGAGUGAGUGAGGUGCAACAGUCCAACAAUCUUGCAAAACUGCCGCAUAUUAUUGUUGCAACACCUGGACGCCUCCUUCAUCAUUUAACCAAGAUAAGAGGAUUUUCUCUUGACAGUAUUAAAUUUCUGCUAGGAUUUGAUUAUUUUGUCAGCUUCAGGGUUUAUUUUUUUGUUGAGUAAGGUAGUUGCAACUUACAGAUGGAACAGAUGGUGUGGACAUAAAAAAUUUAGACCACUAGAUGCAGUUGUUAUAGGAGGAUUGAGGAAGACUAUUGAUUAAAGCAAUAAUGUAAAAUAUCUAGACAUGGGGAUCAAGACUAAAUUUGAAAAAAAAUUGAGAAUGACAGAAUCUUAUGAAAACAAUGCAAGAUUUAUAAGAUAUUCAGAUUGUUUCAUCGAUCAUUAGAUGAUGCUUUUGUCUAGCAUUUUCUAUCCACCCAAAUAGUAACACUAAAUGGAGCAGGCUUUGGAGGAGGCAGACAGGUUGCUUGGUGAGGAGUUUCAGAAACCAACAAAUGAAAUUCUGAAGGUUAUUCCUCGUGGUGGUGAACGGAGGACAUAUUUAUUUUCUGCUAUCAUGACCAACAAGGUCAAGAAGGUGGCAAGGGCUGGUCUAAGGAACCCUGUGAAGCUUGAAGUAGCAUCUAAGUAUUCUACGGUUGACACCCUAAAGCAGCACAUGAUGACAGUGCCGGUGCAGUACAAGGGAUGUUAUCUCGUAUAUCUUCUUACUCAGAAGUGCCAAUGCACAGCAAUCGUGUUCACUGAAAAAUGCUCAAAAACACCCUUUUUGGCAUGUAUGCUUCAAAAUCUUGGCAUCAAGGCCAUCGCCCUCCGUGGUCAAAUGAGCCAGUCAGAAAGAAUUGAAGCCUUAACUAUGUUCAAAGCUGGACAGUGUAACGUACUUGUUUGUACUAAUUUGGCAAGUCGAGGAUUGGAUAUCCCAUCACUGGAUAUGGUUAUCAAUUAUAAUGUGCCUGCGAGUCCUAAGGUUAGACACACCUUGUUUGCUAUUUGCGUCAUAUAUAAUUAGCCAUUGUGAAUUUGCAUUUUGCAGCACCUACAUUAUACGAAGCCACUUUUAAGUUUGUCAAAUUAUAAUGUUCCCUUUGUCAGUCAGUCACAACAAACUGUUUUGCUCUUUCGUUGUUAAUCUGGUGGAUCAUUUUCAUUUGCUUCCAACUUCUGUACAGAGGUUCAUUUUCACUCACUAGAACAUGUUCGGUGUUACAAGUUUUCGUUUCUUAUCUUCUUUCUUAUCAUAAAUUAUUUGGAA
Messenger RNA from Fragaria vesca subsp. vesca, 1383 nucleotides. Its product is annotated as DEAD-box ATP-dependent RNA helicase 10-like. The transcript has 7 exons. Lineage: Eukaryota; Viridiplantae; Streptophyta; Magnoliopsida; Rosales; Rosaceae. The coding region runs from base 562 to 1140 and encodes 192 amino acids. The record is from RefSeq and is a predicted model, not a curated record.